Molecule: messenger RNA, 485 nt
Organism: Cylicocyclus nassatus
Lineage: Eukaryota; Metazoa; Nematoda; Chromadorea; Rhabditida; Strongylidae
Source: the annotation of a GenBank genome assembly
CUUUGUCCGUACUAGAAUAACAGGAUGUCACACCUAUUUUGGUUGUGUUGUCUGUUAUCAGUUACUCUGAUCAAAACCAUGUCUGAUCAGUAUCCCGGAUAUUCUUCUAUCGGAAGACGAUUGCCUAAUCAUCCGCCACCAUUUGUAGCACCGGAAGAAGAAGCGUAUAUUCCCAAGGUCGUUCCUGUACCUCCCAAGCAGACUGAGAAUGAAAACCAGCAAAAGCAAGAGGAAAAUCAGAAAAACGAACAAAGCAAGGACAAAACUAAAGAAAAAUCACAACAUUAAGAAAAAGAAAAAUCACACAUUAAUUGGUGCAUUUUUGCGUGUACGUGUAAUUAUAUAUAACAUAUAUUUCUUGUAAAAAAAUGUUCCUGCUUAAUGAAUCAUGUGCAAAUCAAGUGUUUGCUAUAAAUCUCGCUGAAAUAUGAGAAUAUCAAAAAAAAUCAAAAAUUUUACGUUCAAGCAGCACGUGCAAAUUUCCC